GUGAAUGCACGAAAAGGACUCUGGGAAAGGCUGCGGAAAUGCGAGCCGAUAUCUCUGCCGCUGACCUGGAGAACUACCUUAUAGACAAGGCUCCACGUGCUGCCUAUUACAUCCCUGAUUACAUCACUGCGGCAGAGGAGGAGUACUUGCUGCGUCAGGUCUACAAUGCGCCAAAACCAAAAUGGACUCGGCUGUCCGGGAGGAAGUUGCAGAACUGGGGAGGUCUCCCGCAUCCUCGGGGCAUGGUGCCGGAGAAGCUUCCCACCUGGCUCCAGACAUAUGCUGAGAAGAUUUCCUCCCUGGAAGUGUUUGGAGGGAGCGGUGCAAACCACGUGCUGGUGAAUGAAUACAAUCCCGGAGAGGGGAUAAUGCCACACGAGGACGGGCCCCUGUACUACCCGACUGUCACCACCAUCAGCCUGGGGUCACACACUCUUCUAGAUUUCUAUCUUCCUAUCAACAGGCAAAGUUCUGAGGAGGAAGAGCAGGUCCCUUUGACAGAAGAGCAGCGACAUGUUCUCUCCCUCUUGCUGGAGCCGCGAAGUCUUUUAAUUUUACGCGAGCACCUUUAUAAAAAUUACCUCCAUGGGAUUCGCCCGCUGACUGAGGACACACUAAACCACAAAGUGUCCAAUCUGGACCAGUGCACGGUACGAGCGGAGGAGACACUGACCAGGAGGACACGAGUCUCACUGACCAUCAGAUUUGUCCCCAAAGUGCUGAAAACAGCACUUUUUCUAGGGAAGAGAAAGUAAGAGAGAAGUUCGCCCGAUCCAGCACCUUCACCGAGCUAUUGUGUUUGCCACUCGGGAGUCCGGGAAAGCUGGGUGACAGCCCCUUUGGGAGCUUGAAUGACAUUUGUUUUUUCAGGCUUUCCUAGAAACGGAUGUAACAAAAAAAAAAUUACGGAUAGAAUUUUUAAUGAAGAUGAAUCAAGGGCGUGUCUUUUAUGGACCGUGUCUGUGUUAAGGCCCAUUCAUACGAGCCUUCGCUCUGAUGAGCAUGCACAAAAAUCAGGAAAGUGCAAAUACAGGAAGCAGCGGAACGACGAGUGCUAAAAAAAUAAUCAUUGAUCGUGUGAAUAGUCAUUUAUACUACCAUAAAAAAAUUGUCAUUAUUACAUUGGGAUCUGGAGAUCCUGGGGCAAGGAUUUUGUAGAAUUCUUUAUAUAUUUCUCACAGUUUUCAGCCGAAAUAGAAUCUGUGUAGAAAGCUCAGUGGUCAGCACGGGGGUCUUGCUGCGCUGGGGUCCUGGGUUCGAAUCUGACCAAGGACAACAUCUGCAUGGAGUUUGUAUGUUCUCCCAGUGUUUGCGUGGGUUUCCUCCGGGUUCUCCGGUUUCCUCCCACACUCCAAAG
Molecule: messenger RNA, 1357 nt
Organism: Bufo gargarizans (Asiatic toad)
Lineage: Eukaryota; Metazoa; Chordata; Amphibia; Anura; Bufonidae
Gene: ALKBH6
Product: alkB homolog 6
Exons: 7
Coding region: 39-755 (238 amino acids)
Source: RefSeq, a predicted model, not a curated record